AUGUCGGCCCAAGAGGAUAGUAAUGGUGUCGAAAGACCCAUAUAUUACCUCAGUAGAGUGUUGGUAGAUGUUGAAACUAAGUACAGUCUCAUAGAAAAACUAUGUAUAUGUUUGUACUUUGCCUAUAUGAAAUUAAAGCAAUAUAUAAAACCAAUUGAUGUUUAUAUUUCGUCUCAUUACGAUAUUAUUAAACAUAUGUUGUCUAAACCUAUUCUGCAUAGUAGAAUUAGAAAAUGGGCACAGGCGUUAACAGAGUUGUCUCUAAUAUUCAAACCUUUAAAGGCCAUGAAAGGCCAGAUUAUGGCGGAUUUUAUAAUGGAUCAUGUCAUGAUCGAAUCAUCUAUGAACGUGGUCAAUGCCAAACCAUGGUGUCUGUAUUUCGAUGGGUCGAGUCACAAAGACGAAACAGGAGUCGGGGUAUUGAGAUUAUCCCCUCAAGAUGGUCUGACGAAGUUUAAGUACAAGAUUAGUGAAAAGUGUUCCGAUAAUGAAUCUGAAUACGAAGCUUUAAUAGUUGGUCUUCGACUUUUGAAAUUGAUGGGAGCCAAGCAUUUUGAAGUUACAGACAUAAUACAUAUACCUAGAAAUGAAAACCAAGAAGCCAACGAGUUGGCUCAAAUUGCUUCAGGGUAUAAGAUGUAUAAGUCAAAAUUACAAGAUAUGAUCGAGGUUCGAGAGAAAAUGGUGUCGAGUACACCACCAACCGAAGAUAUCCUCGACAAGAAUGACAGUCGUAAUAGAGAGCCCGACGGAGAAUGGAAGGAAACCUGUGGAGUUGAGGAGGCCUGGGAACUUAGAAUUUUCGUUGUCAACAGUUCAUCUCCAACAGACUAG
Molecule: messenger RNA, 834 nt
Organism: Lathyrus oleraceus (garden pea)
Lineage: Eukaryota; Viridiplantae; Streptophyta; Magnoliopsida; Fabales; Fabaceae
Exons: 2
Coding region: 1-834 (277 amino acids)
Molecular function (GO): nucleic acid binding
Source: RefSeq, a predicted model, not a curated record